Messenger RNA from Plutella xylostella (diamondback moth), 8365 nucleotides. It is a transcript of the gene gw, whose product is annotated as trinucleotide repeat containing adaptor protein gawky. Gene Ontology annotation, cellular component: nucleoplasm; P-body. Gene Ontology annotation, molecular function: nucleic acid binding; protein binding. NCBI's taxonomy places the organism in Eukaryota, Metazoa, Arthropoda, Insecta, Lepidoptera, Plutellidae. Gene Ontology annotation, biological process: positive regulation of nuclear-transcribed mRNA poly(A) tail shortening; miRNA-mediated gene silencing by inhibition of translation. The record is from RefSeq and is a predicted model, not a curated record.
UUAUUUUGUGAUAAUAUGUGAUCAAGUGUCGUCGUUUGCUUUUAGCAUUUAUGGCAUCGCUUUCUCAGGUCGUAUGUUUUGUCUUUCUCUCACUCACAGUGGAUCAUCAACGUGUUUGCUCUUCUGUCUCAUUCUAGUAAUACAACACCGUUGUGCUUACUCGUGUCACGUAAGAAUUUUUUUAUAGUCACUAUCCAAAAUGCGUGAAAAUUAUUGAAGUUUUGUAACUGUAUCUUCAUUACAGAUUAAUUCAAAUGUUACGAGUUGACUGCAUAAGCUGCUCCCAAGGAUCUGCCGAGCCCUCUUUAUCUGUGAUAUACAGCUCAGCCUCUCGUCCGUCCUAUAAGGGCUGGGCAACUCUGGGCUAGAGGCAAGUCUGCAGCAGCUUCCAGUGGUGAUCUCACCCUGCCCUCUGCCAUAGAGGCAUUAAACACUGCUACCUGCUUUAUUGACUGCAUCACUACGAACCAUUGUUACUUAGUCUAUAAUUGAAACAAUAUGCAAUCUGUGAAAAUAAGUAUAAUGCUAGGUGGAUAUUGUAGAAAAUUAUUCUAUUAAGGGUAUUUAAUUGUCUGAUGUCUAAUGUUUCUGUAAUAUUAUGUGUUCCACAUCUAAUUAAGGAUAAUUGUUACUCCAUUAUUGAUACUGUUACCGAACCAAUGCAAUGUAAUUACUCCACCUCAAUGUUGGUGGUGAACACAAAUAAAUUUGGUGCUUAUAAGCGAGUCGAGAAUGAGAGUCAGCGACUUAGUGUAAAAAUGGUAGAUAAUAAUAUUUAUAACAUAGAAUUUGUUGAUAGUAUCCAACAAAACCAAAUGAUUGGCGAAACGCCUAACUACUGCAUUCCUUUAACGAUUAACGCCAUAACAGUCCAGGGUAUCUCAUACAGUGACCCGUAUUUCAGUAGCUUUAACUUAAACUAUAAGAUGGCGUGUGGAGCGCCAGAGUAUAUGAACAAGUCUGAUUACGCUUUUAAAUCCUCAGUUUAUAUUAUACGCAAUGAGCCUUGCAAGACGCAACUACUGAACGAAACGUCUGCUCAUGAUAUGCUAUGCAAAACGAAUACUACUCGAAUGUUAACCGAUGAUGACAAGUCCGAAAGAACACACCAUGACAAUAAUGUGGAAGAGAUGAGCAAAGAGGUGAAGUCUUUGACGACUUUCGCGAACGGUGAUCUCAAGAUAGACGCAAUGUUAGAGCUCGUGAGAGAGGAGGGGCGGGUGCUGCGGGCCAUGGGCGGCGCGGCGCUGGACGGCUGGGGAUCCCCGCGCCUGCGCCUCUGCGGCGGCGGGGAGAGCUCGCUCAACGCCGCCACCGGCUGGGGCAGCCCGCCCGCCAACAACAACAAUGCUGGCAACUGGGGCGGUGGCUCUAGUGCCCAAAGUAAUAACGGAUCGAACAAUCCGCAGCAACAGUGGAACAAUACGGCGCAGCGACCGCCUACUUCCCAACCGGACAACGUGAACAACCCGACUAACGGAAAUGGAGGCAACUCUCCUAACGGUGCCCCGACGAACGGGCCGUCUCCCGGAAACGGAAACAACGGGAACAACACCACAUCCUCGGCCAAGAUCGAGCAACUCAACUCCAUGCGCGAGGCGCUGUUCAGCCAGGACGGCUGGGGCGGCCAACAUGUGAACCAGGAUACGAACUGGGACGUGCCCGGCUCGCCCGAGCCCGGCGCGAAGGUGGAGCCCACCGCCGCUGGCGCCCCGCCAGCUUGGAAGCCCAGCGUCAACAACGGCGCAUUCCUAGGCACCGACCUCUGGGAGGCGAACCUGCGCAACGGCGGGCAGCCGCCGCCGCAGCCGGCCACCAAGACGCCGUGGGGGCACACGCCCACCACCAACAUCGGCGGCACGUGGGGCGAGGACGACGACGCGGGCGACUCCGCCAACGUGUGGACCGGCCCGCCGCCGCCGCAGCAGUGGGGUGGCGCGCCCCCGCAGCACGCGCAGCAGUGGCGCGUGCCCAAGAAGGACGACUGGAACGCGUGGGGGGAGCCCCCGCGCGGCGGCGACCUGCACCUGGAGGGCCGCGGGCCCGACCCGCGCGCGCCCAGCGCCGACCCGCGCCACGACCUGCGCGGAGGCAUCUCCGGCCGCCUCAACGGGGACAUGUGGAACCAGCACCACAACACGCAGCACGCGCCGCCCAGCAAGAUGAUGCCGGCCGCCGGCGUCAACCAGUGGGGCGCACAGGGCCCAAAGGACUCAAUGAAAGGAUCAGGAUGGGAGGAGCCAUCUCCGCCGGUAGCUCGCCGCGCACCCGGAGGCUUCGACGACGGCACAUCCGUGUGGGCCGGUCGUGGAGCCCUGGGCGGCAUGGCACGCCCGCCGCCCGGCCCGCCCGCCCCGCGCCCGCCCGCGCCCAACAAGCCCGACGCGGUCUGGGGCGCCCACGGACAGAGGAACGGAUCCUGGGAGGAGCCGCACACGCCGGCCUGGCCCGAGCGCGACGUGCCCGCCUGGCCCGACGCGGCCGGCCCCGCGCUGUGGCCGAAGCCCAACAAGCCGGCCGGCCCUGGUGGCUGGCCCGACGAUAUCGGCGAAUGGGGUGGACCUAAGCCCCCGCAAGGCGGUUCGAUCGGCAAGCAGAUUCCGAAAGAAAUGCUGUGGAACAGCAAGCAAUUCCGUUUCCUGAUCGAGAUGGGUUACAAGAAGGAGGAGGCGGAGGCGGCGCUGCGCAGCCGCGACAUGAACGCCGAGGAGGCUCUAGAGCUGCUGGCAGCGGCGCGCGGGGACGCGUGGCGGCGCGACGAGCACUACGCGCACCAGGCCUUCCCGCCGCCCGCCGCGCCCGCCGCCGCCGCCGCCGUGCAGAAGCUGCUCAACCAGCCGCCGCCGCCCAACAUGCAGCAUCACCACUCCUACAACCCCAACAGUGGCACCGGCAACAGCGGGCAGCCGAGCACGGCGCAGCUGCGCAUGCUGGUGCAGCAGAUCCAGAUGGCGGUGUCGGCCGGCUACCUCAACCACCAGAUCCUCAACCAGCCGCUGGCGCCGCAGACCCUCGUGCUGCUCAACCAGCUCUUGCAACAGAUCAAAGUCUUGCAACAACUCGUGCAACAGAACUCUCUCUCGAAGCCCAACUCCCCAUUGGCACUGCAAUGCACCGUGUCCAUCGCCAAGGCUAAACAGCAGAUUACUGCUCUUCAGAACCAAAUCGCGACGCAGCAAGCGUUGUACAUGAAGCAGCAGUCGGGAGGCAACGAGCUGUACAAACAGAACCACGACAUGCUGGCCCAGCUGCCCAGCAACUUCGGAGACAUGAGCAUCUCCAAGGACCCGCCGACGCCAUACGGCGCAAGCGGCAACCAGCAGUCGCGCCUGAACCAGUGGAAGCUGCCGUCGCUGGACAAGGACGGCGAGGGCUCGGAGUUCAGCCGCGCGCCCGGCACCGCCAAGACCACCAGCCCGCAGCUCAACCAGCUGGGGCUGCAGCCUGACUCCACAUGGGGCGUAGGCCGCGGCAGCGAGGGCUGGGGCGACAGCAGCGCCGACGUGGCGGACGGCAAGGACGCGUGGCCGUCGCACCCGCACCAGCCCGUCUACGACCUGGUGCCCGAGUUCGAGCCUGGCAAGCCCUGGAAGGGUAAUCAGAUGAAGUCAGUGGAGGACGACCCGGCCAUGACCCCGGGCUCGGUGGGCCGCUCGCCGCUGUCGCUCGGCAUCAAGGAUUCGGACAUGCUCGGCGGCAAGACGUCGCCACCCGCCGGCAGCGUGGGCAGCCUGUCGUCGUCCACGUGGAGCUACGCGCCGCCCGCCUCCACGCCCGGCGCGCUGGGCAAGCCGCCCGCCGACGCGUGGGGUGGCAAGGCGCGCACGCAGCCGCCGCCCGGCCUCAACAAGGCCUGGCCGCAGCACCACAACUCGCAGCAGCGCUCGGUGCCCACUUGGCAGGCCUCCACUUGGCUCCUGCUCAAGAAUCUGACAGCACAGAUCGACGGGUCGACCCUGAAGACUCUGUGCCUGCAGCACGGGCCUCUGCAGAACUUCCACUUAUACUUGAACCAGGGCAUCGCCCUCGCGCGCUACUCCACCCGCGAGGAGGCCGCCAAGGCCCAGAUGGCCCUGAACAACUGUGUGCUGAGCAACACGACGAUCUUCGCGGAGUCGCCGGCCGAGUCGGACGUGCAGAUGAUCCUGCAGCACCUGGGCUCGGGCGGCGGCGGCGCGUGGCGCGGCGGCGGCGGCGGUGGCGGCGGCGGCGGCAAGGACGCCUGGGGCGGCUUCCUGUGGCCCGAGCAGCACGAGCAGCGCGCCACGCCCUCCUCCCUCAACUCGUUCCUCCCCCCCGACCUGCUCGGCGGGGAGUCCAUCUGAACCAGCCCCUAGUCACCGUAGUAAGUGUUCGCACCGCGGGCCCGGUCACACCCCGCUCUCACCAAAUAUCGGCGCGUCGCGGGCUAUACCUCAGUCACGACCCGUGGCCUUAUGUUAGUCUGUAUAUUUAUUUUUUUGUUGUCGGGCUGUUGCUGUUUCGCCCGCCGACCCUGUUGCGUUUGCGUUCCGUUUCUUUUGAGUGUUUGUUUUUUUCUUGCGUCGUUUUUUUUACACAUACUUACUUACUGAUCGUAUUUAAUUAUUUAUUUUUGAUUUUAAAAAUUCUCACGUUCGAUGAGCCUUCGUUUUCCAUUAGUGAUAUUUUUAUUCAGCAAUAAAUGAAUAAGUGCAUUUUGCCGACUAACAAAUGUUUUAUAAUUAGUUUGUAAUUUUUUUUAUAAAUGAUAACAAAAAUUUGGAAAUUAUGAGAUUUGAAGUGCAUUCUUGUAGUGGUAAAUUCCUUUUAAGCUGUAUAGUCUGAGAUGGAAAUCACUAUAUAUAUAUUUAUUAUAGGAGCGUAUAGAUUGCGGGCCGCGCCUGUCGCUCGCGCGGCCCCGCGAUCCGGUAAUCCUGUGAUGUAAAGUAUCUUGCCUAAUAUAAGGAUAAUCUAUUUUGUUGGAGAGUAUCAGAUAGAUCCAGCGGUCGAUAGAGGCCGAUGCUACUAUUUCCCCAAAUUUUUUCCAGUAUUUGUGAUUCAAGUGCCACUUUAUGUUUAAUAUAUGAAACAAUUAUCUAGAUUAUACGAUUAAUGUAAGGGUAACCUAAUAUAUUAAAUUGAAAAUUGUUUUAUCAUUUUAUAUUACAUACAUUUGUGAGAAGUGUUAUAAAAAGUACUAUAAUUGACAGUAAUUUAAAAAUAUUACACUUUUGUGUAUAGGUAAGAAUAAAGUUCUAACUUAAAUUUAGCCAUAUCAAUAUCUAUUUAAUAAAAGAUUUGUGGUAUUUUCUAUAGGCUCAAUUUGAACGUUAUUCAAAGUGACAUAUGCUUUAGAUAUUCUGUUAACAAUAUACUUGUAGUCGUAGGUUUCUCGGUAUUACAUCAUGUAGGUUAAGUUAACGUUUAAGUCCUAUCGUAGGUUUUAGUAAGCGUAAUAUUGAUAUUUUAUGGCAACGAUCGCAUGUGUAAAUGUUUGUUAUGAUAAAGUUUAUUUACAUUUUUAUUUACUUUUUAUUUAUUAAUGGUGUGCCACAGAGAUACUCUGCCAAAAUAUAUCAUUACCAAUACGUUACAGGAUAAGACAUAGAGUGGCAGUAGCCCGCCCCGCGCGGCGCCGCCGAGACUCACGCCCGCGACUUACUAUAAUGUACAUUUUCUCAUGUAUUUCGAGCAUCUUCCAGUGAUCUUACGAUUAAACAUAACGAUAGUAGUGCUAAGUUAGGUGUAAGUAAUCACUGUACCUUGUCGAGCUGCCCGCUCAAAAACUCUUCACAAAUUAUACAAUUAAGUUAGGUAAUCGCGAUGUUGUGUCUAAUGAAAGUAUUCGUGCAUUAAUGAACCGUUUGAUCGCUUCAGACCCGUAGAUGUCCUAGUGUUAAUGUGUCGAUGUGUGUUCAUACGCCGCGAGUGUAGCAUUUCUCAUUACUUAAACUUGAAGUUAGCGUAAGAGCCGUGGGAACCUCCUUCGCAGUUUCCGUUGCCGCUUCUUACUCGACCGUUUUAACAAAUAACAAUGCGUUUUUGGUGCGGAUUUUUUAUUCGUAUUCUUUUACUGACAGUACAAUUAAUGUAACACCAAUAAUAUGUUUAGUGUAAAGUGUGUAUAAAAGCCCAUAUAUUUUUAACUAAAUUAAUAAAAUACACAUGGGCUGUUUUCUAAAAUUCUGUGAAAAGUAUCAAAGAUUUUGAGACAUAACAAAUAGCUUUUCUUUCGCCUUCAAUGGGGCCAAUUGAUUGUCAUGACAUUCAUAAGUUUUAGGUGCCAAAGAGUGAGUAUCAAAGAUAUAUAGUGGUGUCUGGAACAAUUUAUAAUAUUUGUUCAAAUUGAUAAAUCUUCCAAAUCAUAUAUAAAAUGGUAUUAUAAUUUUGGUACGGGUUAUUGAUCUGAUGUUCCUAUGUUUCUCAGGCGCGAGCAAUACUCAAUGCCGCGCGAUAACUUUUCAGGUUGUAAAUUCCAAUUUUGAAAGCUCAAUUCAAUAAGGGUAUUAUUUUCGAUUCUUGGUAUGAAGCCUUCAUUAGUAGGUUACUUCUGUCCGUGUCUUCAUGUUAAUAUUGUAAUGUAACGUAUAAAAUAAUAUCGCCUCGAGUCACAAUAGCAAUACUGGUGCAGAAAAUUAUGUAUUUUCAUGUUAAAGUACAGUAAAAUAAUUACGAGAGUUAAUUUUUAUACGAAUAUUAAAUUUUCAAUUAGACAAGCAGAAGUAAAUGUUCCAGUGCCCCGUAGAAUACGUCGUCCAUAGUAUAAAGACGAAAGAAGUCAUGCCUUGAAAUUUAGUCAGUUUAAAAGUGAACAGUACUUAAUAAUGUUUAUGAAGAGACGUAGUCGGGCGCGGCCCGGCCCGCCGCCGCCGCCGCGCCGCACGCUAAGUGCAAUUUAGUCUGUGUUAUUGUAAGUUGUUGUGUAUUUAUAUCUCAUUCUAUACUGUAAUAUGUGUAUAUUGUGAAAUUAUAUUCUUAAAGAUUUAAUACGCUUCACGCUUUCACUUUUAACAUUACGUGACUUGUUUCUGUUAUUUAGAAUAAAUUUACGUACCUAAAGUUAUAAUAAUAAUAAUUAUCAUAAAGAAGUAAAUUUUAGGAAUAUAUAAAAAAAAAACAAAAAAAACUUAAAAAACGUAAAAAAAACAAAAAAAAAGUAAAGCAUAAAUAAACCAAUGAUUGUGCCUCAAUGAACUGUGGUACGUUACCGUAACCGAUGGCAGGUGUAAUCGUUCCCUUCUAAAUUGUAAUAUAGUGGAGUUAGUGCUAGGCACUGAGACUAGCACUGUAGCGUAGCGCAGUCUGGAGACAAUACCGGGCUGCUGCGGGCACCCCCCGACUACUGUAAUCAUUAAUGAGCUUAGCUAUCUUCUUUUAACGUAAGUGUUAUGUCAUCAAUCAACAUUUUAUAUAUAUACAUAAUUACCUAACUGUAAAUAAUUUUAUGUAUUUUAUAAUUUGGAUUUCAUGAAGUUUACCGAAUGAAUAUUUAACUUUUUUAUAUUGAAUUGCCGUAUUGUCAACUGCCCGUAUAUAUUUUGUAUUCACGUAAUAAUCGAUUGCGCUACUGAAUUAUAAUUUUGUAUUCCAUUACACCUCAAUGCCAAAGUAGACGUCUGCCGGUACCUCGACGUACAAAGAGCCCCGAGCCCCAAGCUGCUCCGCUUUAUAGCUCAAGUGUUCACUUAUUACUUGCUCAUUAUAUUGUUGUUAGUUUUAAUUUUUAAACACAUUAAGACGCGUGAAAUUCUAAACUAAAUUAAAACCCUUAUUUAUAGUAAAGCUUUCUAAACGGACCAUUUCUUGCGACGCGAUCUGCCACCGGAAAUUCAAGGCAUCUAGACGCGACACUGGCGAUGCGAGCAUUGCAGAUAGUGAUCGAUCUUGUGUAAUGCAUGUUUGGCACGGCUUGGACAAUUUGUUGGCAACGCCGUAGUCCCGCACUACCCUCGCUUGUACUCCCGGAUUGUACUCACAUAGGGACCAACUCUUCAGUCGCAUGUCAUUUCUCCACCGGAUGCAGAUUCGUACUAAAAGACAUUCUCUUUAAGUUCGCCAAUUAAAAAAUCUCUCUCAAAUAUAACGAAGUAAACUUAUGAUAAAUGUAAAUUAGUGAUAGUGUACAAUAUUAUUGAGGGCCUUUUUAUUUUAAUAAGGUUAAUGUUUUGCUUGUUGUCUUUAUUUAUAUAUAUUUUUGUACGUUAUAUCGACGUUGACGUCCUACAUAGAAGCACAUUAGGUGAUAUCAACAAAAACUAGUCUUCCUAUGGAGUGGGCUGCAGCACAAGAGGCAAGGAUCCCUCUAGUCUUGUUACGUGGUGCGUUUGAGAAUACCAAAUAUAAAUUAACGAAGGCUUUCGAUACAUGUAGUGUACGGUAGACUAAAGAUUGGCCGAGCAGCUUG